Messenger RNA from Hevea brasiliensis (rubber tree), 1269 nucleotides. Its product is annotated as UMP-CMP kinase 3. Gene Ontology annotation, biological process: CDP biosynthetic process; 'de novo' pyrimidine nucleobase biosynthetic process; UDP biosynthetic process. Gene Ontology annotation, molecular function: ATP binding; UMP kinase activity. Gene Ontology annotation, cellular component: cytoplasm; nucleus. The record is from RefSeq and is a predicted model, not a curated record. The coding region runs from base 420 to 1067 and encodes 215 amino acids. Lineage: Eukaryota; Viridiplantae; Streptophyta; Magnoliopsida; Malpighiales; Euphorbiaceae. The transcript has 9 exons.
UGAAAUGGUGUGGAGAGGCGUUCCUUGAUUCAAUAACGUAACGGCUAAUAUUUGAGGCAGCGGCCCACAGCACAGCACAUUUCUCAUUUCUGUCUCAACGCUCGGAUCUUAUUUCCUUGCACUCCCGCGAAAGAUUAUGAUCUCAGCUAAUCAGUUGUAUUAGUUUCAUUUCAACUUAGCCUUUACAAAAACAGAACACAGCUCUAUUGGUCCAAAGUAGGUUUAUUUUCUCUCAGGACUGAUAAGCUGUAGCAGAAUUGGAUCUGCUGAGAAUCAAUGGGAAGUUCUUUUUAUUCAAAUCGUGUCGUUUUUCACUAUGACUGACUCCAAAUCUGCGCUUCGUAUUGACGUAUCUAAAGGUUGAUAGGAUCAAACACGCAAAUCAUAUAAUAUUUGAAAACGCAAGCUAAUCCAAACCUAUGGGAACGUCUGUUGAUGCUGCGAUAAAGGAGGAAAAUGGAAAUGUAGCUGAGAAGAAGCCUAUAGUUGUUUUUGUUUUGGGUGGCCCAGGAAGCGGAAAGGGUACCCAAUGUGCAAAUAUUGUACAGCACUUUGGUUAUACUCAUCUCAGUGCUGGAGAUCUUCUUCGAGCAGAAAUCAAAUCUGGCUCCGAAAAUGGAACCAUGAUUCAGGAAAUGAUUAAGGAGGGGAAGAUUGUGCCAUCAGAGGUAACAAUUAAGCUUCUUCAAAAAGCAAUGCAGGAAAGUGGCAAUGACAAAUUUCUGAUUGAUGGUUUUCCUCGUAAUGAGGAAAACCGUGCAGCAUUUGAAUCUAUUACCAAAAUUGAGCCAGAAUUUGUCUUAUUCUUUGAUUGUUCUGAAGAAGAGAUGGAGAGACGCCUUUUGAAUAGGAAUCAGGGAAGAGUAGAUGAUAACAUUGAGACAAUAAGGAAGCGGUUCAAAGUUUUUUUAGAGUCUAGUAUUCCGGUGGUUGAGUACUAUGACUCCAAGGGAAAGGUUCGGAAGAUUGAUGCUGCUAAAUCAGUUGAAGAGGUUUUUGAGGCUGUUAAAGCAAUUUUUACCCAAAAAUAUGAGAAGGUAAAGAGACAUAGAUGUUCUAUCUUGUAGGCUUUCCAUGAUGAGUGGAAAGCAAAAUCUGGAAAAGGAAUUCAUCAUUAUUUUGUAAAUAUAAUAAGGGAAAUAUGAAUUAGAUGGAGUCAUUAAUCUAUUGGACUUGAAUGAGGCACCUCAUAACUGACUAGCUUGACCAAUUUUCCUUUUGCUUUUGUGAAUUUGGUUAUGCUAGUAAAUGAUUACUAUGAGUUUUUUA